Molecule: messenger RNA, 6542 nt
Organism: Carassius auratus (goldfish)
Lineage: Eukaryota; Metazoa; Chordata; Actinopteri; Cypriniformes; Cyprinidae
Product: transmembrane protein 132E
Exons: 9
Coding region: 567-3785 (1072 amino acids)
Source: RefSeq, a predicted model, not a curated record
ACAUGUCCAGUGGGAGAAGAUGAAUGUAAUAGGGUAGUUUGUAGUCUUUGACGGUGGUGUCCUGGGAGGAGUGCUUUUGCACUGGCUGUGAAUGAGAGCUAAAGAGUUUAUUACAGUUUGGGGUUAGGUGAGGUGUGGUGAGACAGGGCGGUGUCUAGGCUUUGUCUCGGGUUGUAAGAGGAGAGCGGGAUAUGCUGGGAGGAGUCACACUCAAACAGGAACUGCAGUGAACAGAUGGAGUGAGCAAAUGUUAGUGUGGAAUCACUCCGGUCAUGCUGCAGGGCAGGAGGUGCUUUUGGAGGCUCCCAACAGCCACAAGUGAUCAGUCUCUCUCAGAUCUUUGGGCAGGUUCUGGAUACAGUUGGAUUACUACUGAGGGGAUACUACUUAUGCGCUUUCAAGUUUGGAGAUUUUGAGCAGUUUUUCAAAGCUUGAACUGCACUUGAUCUGAAGCGAUCAAAUUUUUCUACAGUUUGGUGUGAGCUGCACCGAAUACUCUUUCUGUGUACCUGUGAAGUGAUUCGAGUUGUGAAGUACCUUGUUUAAAUGCAAAGAAUUUGUGGAAUAUGGGACAUUUUGUUGUUCAGGAUUUGCAAUGGAUUCUCUGUUCACUUCGACUUUUCAUUACGAUAAUUGCUGGUAAAGUUUCCCCUACCAGUUCAGAUGCCCUCUUCAGUUUCCCGAUUACUAGUACCACCUCCAGCCCACCAGAAGUUUACCUCCCUGCCAACUUUAAGCUCUCCAACACACAGUUGGCUUUCUUUCUCCAAGAAACACGAGUUCCACCAUAUGGCAGCCAACGUGGACACCCUCUUCAGCGUUCAGAAAGCUUUGUGGUCUUUCAGACCAAGGAGCUGCCUUCAAUCAACAUCUCACUUGGACCUUUCACCCAAGACCAGAUACUGUCCAAGGACCUACUGCAACCGUCAAGUCCUUUGGACAUUCCUGGACGGGUGACAGUCAACUGGAAGGUCCGGGCGUUUAUUGUACAAUCUAGAGUUUUUGCUAGUAACCCAUUGGUUCAGGUGCUGUUCUAUAUAGCAGGACGGGACUGGGAUGACUUCAAGAUUCAGGAUAAGCUUCCAUGUGUGAGGCUGCAUGCUUUUAGAGAUGUUCGGGAGAUCAAAACUUCCUGCAGGCUUCAAGGGAAUCUGGCACAGUGCUUGGCCCAACUGGAUCUCCCUUCCACAUGGUUUAAUGUUAAUGUAGCACCACUGGGUCGCAGAAAGUUCUCGGGGACGGAUGGGCUUGAGUUAAGUGGAGAGACCCUUCAGGUAGAGCUUUACUAUACCCUCCAUGAUCCAGAUAGCAAUGAUGAAUGUGGGGAAAGCUACCCACGCCAAGGAGGGGCAUCCAGAGGGGAGAGCUCAUCCCAACAACCCCUUCUCCGUAUUGGGAGCAUCAGUUUGUAUCAGCCCAGUCAGGAACAACUAGUCGUAGACAAACAGCUUGACAAGAACCUCUUUUUGAGGCUACCAGAGAGGCCAUUAAAGCCAGGAGAGACCCUCAACAUCUACCUGCUUCUGGUCCCAAAUUCUACUGUGGAGCAGUUUACACUCAAGGUUAAAGCAAAGAAAGGUGUGAACCUUCUUAGCACUAAGUCGAGGAGUAACCAGUGGAAGGUUGAAUGGGAUGUGCAGUCCGGAGCCAAACACUCCAUUGCAACCGUGGAAGCCAGUAAGAUCAAAGGAGUCCCUGGGGACAUGGCUGCCAGUAUCGAAAUUAUGCAGCUGGACUUUGAGAUGGAGAACUUCACCAGCCAAUCAGUCACCAGAAGAAUCAACUGGAAUAUUGAUUACCGGGGCCAGAAUCCAGCCUCGGAUGCAGAGAAGGUGGUCACAGAGCUGACGGUGGUGCAGAAGGACAUUCAAGCCAUCAUUCCACUUUCAAUGGACACUGAGAUUAUCAACACGGCAGUUCUUACUGGCCGAACUGUGGCCAUCCCUGUCAAGGUGGUUUCCAUAGAACUGAAUGGAGCGGUCACUGAUGUGUCAUCCUCUGUGCAGUGCAAGUCAUUCAGUGAGGACACUGUCAAGGUGUCCAUGAACUGUGACUAUGUGUUUGUGAAUGGAAAAGAGACGCGUGGCUCCAUGAACGCUCGAGUCAUUUUCAGCUAUGAGCACUUGAGUGCCCCUCUAGAGCUCACAGUCUGGGUGCCCAAACUGCCCCUUAAAGUGGAGCUCUCAGACAACAAACUGAGCUUCAUCAAGGGCUGGAGGGUGCCCAUCCUACCCGACCGCAGGACCGCCAGAGACAGCGAUGACGAUGAUGAUGAUGACCGUAAAGUGAGCCGGGGAUGUACACUUCAGUACCAGAGAGCUCAGGUUAAGGUUCUGACCCAGUUCCACACAACCUCUACUGAAGGCACAAACCAGAUGAUCACUAUGCUGGGUCCUGACUGGCAAGUGGAUGUGACAGAGCUGGUGCAAGACUCUCUGAAGGUGGUGGACGCCAGGGUGGCUGAGUUGGUGGACAGGACGGUGCUAGUGGCCAACGAGCUUGGAUCAUCAGCUCUGAAGGUUGAAUCCCCACUGGCAGUGGAGGCGGUACUGGGUGAAACACAGUUCUCUGUGGUAGACGAGAAAGUGUCUAUAGUGGAGUUACGAGUCCAUGCCAUCUCGGGACUGUCACUCAAUCUUCAACCAAGCCCUGGAAACAGCCAUACUAUGGUUGCCAAGGCAACUGGAGUACAGACUCUCUCCACUCUUAAGCAGGAGGCCAGUUUGUCCAUCUGGGUUUACUACAGUGACAAUACCGCCGCCCCCCUGAGUAUGUACGACUCUAAAGACUACAACCUCAAUGCCACCACAGCAGAUGAUAAGGUGGUUACGGUGGCUCAUCAGCCCCAGCAACGGUGGCCAGUCAUCGUGGCCGAAGGUGAGGGCUCAGGAGAAGUAGUGCAUGUGGAGAUGACCAUCUGUGAAACCUGCCAGAAGACUAAACGAAAGAGUGUCAUUGCUAUGUCUCCCGUGUUCAUCAAAGUCCGCUGUGGACUGGAUGAAGACUCUGAGGAGGAAGUGGAUACAGAAACUGAAAUAGACACUCGAAUUCCUGCCAACACAAGAAGGCCCGCUAUCGAUUCCAGCGUAGGUGGUGGAGGGUAUGAGCCAUCUAACGAGCAGCCUGCAAGUGUGCCCAUUGAUUACACCAACUUUCCUACUAUAAGCAAUCCGGAAGAACCAACCGAAGAAGACGAGGAGGAUGAUGAGUUUGUGCACAGUCCCCGUAGCAUGACUGACCUUGAGAUCGGCAUGUAUGCUCUUCUUGGGGUGUUUUGCCUUGCCAUACUGGUCUUUCUUAUAAACUGUAUUGUAUUUGUGUUGAAGUAUCGCCAUAAGCGCAUCCCUCCUGAAGGCCAAGCCAACAUGGACCAUUCCCACCACUGGGUGUUCUUGGGUAACGGGGAACCCCUCCGCACUCAGAGUGAUCUCUCGCCUCAGACAGUGGAAAGCCCCAGCAACACCUUGGAGGGGGUACAGACUUGCUGUCAUGGGGACCACCACAGCAGCGGCAGCUCCCAAACAAGUGUACAAAGCCAAGUCCACGGACGAGGAGAUGGCAGCUCCGGAGGUUCAACCAAAGACCAUGGAGAAGACGCCAGCUCUCCGACCUCCAAACGCAAGCGUGUCAAGUUUACCACCUUUACCCAUCCCAAAGAGGAUUUACCCUACAACUCCAUCCCCAUUGCCAAUGAAGAGGACAUUCAGUGGGUAUGCCAAGACAUGGGCUUUCAGGACCCAGAGGAACUGCAUGACUACAUGCGCAGGAUAAAGGAAAUAGCCUGAUAUGGCUAUGUGCUUUCUAAAGACAUUCCUUUCUACUUUUCUCUCUUAAUUUUCACUCUAAAGGAGGUACAUUUGACAAGAAAAACAACCAAGGCCUAGUGUCCAGUUUUGUUGGGGUUUUCUGCACAGUGCUGUUUCCCUUACACAUUGACACUUGUACAAACAAAAAAAUAUUAAUGACGCUGCCAGGGAAGCCAAAGACGAGUUGGGAUUCUAGCAAAAAUGGCUGUAGCAGUGUUUGAUUGCUGCUCAGUAGAAGGGUGACUAUACAAUCUUUAAAGGAUAUCCAAAUGGAUUCCUCAAGUACUCAAUCAUGUAUGGGUCACCCUACUGUGGAUAGGAUCUUUCUCAGAGGAAUGCCUGGAGUCUUGGCACUGUGUCCAUUCUUCUUCUUCUUCUUCUCUCUUUUUUUUUUUUAAUUCAACAGAUUCUUCUAACAAAGAGGCCUUUGAAGUGCAGAUUCUACUUUUGUCCCAAAUUUGUUUUUGAGAUGGAUCAUUUUCUCGCCAUAGUUGAUAAACCUGACACUUAGCCACCGAAACUGUCAGGGACGUUCGUGAGAACGUGCCAUGGAUUCUUUGUCAGUGUUGUAAAUGUUGAAUGGUUUUAUCCUCCUGCCCCUCUUUUCAGCAUUAUCUUGGUUCAACACAUGCCUUGGUUGCUGAAUUAGUUUUUCAUCUGUCUUUGGUAAUUCAUAGUCAUUCUCAAUAUGGAUGCCACCUUUGCUUCUCUCACUGUCUUGGUUAAGUCUAAUGCCUUAUUAAACGGAUCUCAAUAGUAACAGCCGCAUUCUGUGCUGACACCACAUUUGUUCCCAUUGUUAAGGGCCAAUGCAGGAGCAACUCUGCAGAUGUCUGUAUCUCAAUUAAAUGUGUGUCGGCACAGGAAAGGCAGGAGCUUGUACAUUGUGGAGUUAGAUAUCUUCUCCAACAUUCCUCUGCAUGAAUGGAGACUUGCAGGCACAAUUAGCGCUAUUUUUUUUUUUUUUUCGUUUUUUACUUUGUAUAUGUUAGUAUUGUGAGAAUUAUCUAAUCACACAUGAAAUUAUAAUAGAAUACAUAUCAUGUUACCAUGCAUUACAUGCAUGUGCCAGACCCUCCCUUCUGUGUACAAACCAUGUUCAGUACAUAACGACUGCAGAAGCUUAACUCUUGAUUACUCCAUUAGCCUGAGAAAUAGGGGAGGCAGAUGCCAUACAGGGACUCGGCAGGCAGAUACUUGAAUUUCAGUGAGGCUUUCUUUUCUUUUUCUCUUUUUCGGUAUCUUUACUGAUCUCACCGUGAAUUCCCAUCCAGGCGGUAAUAGAGUUAAGAUCUCUGGUAAGGUUAAAAUGCUAUGCAAACACACUACAUUUGUUAAUAUACCAAGAAAUAUCUCAAAUAUCUAUUUCUUUGAACGAGAUACUUUGAAUUUUGAACUCUGAAGCUCACUAAAGCUUUGUCAAAGAAAACACCACAAAAUGUGGUUGCACAGUAGAUCCAGCCCAAAACAUUCAACAUUUAGUAGUUUAGAAAGGGGUAAGCUGGUAAUGAUUCUGAAAGCUUUUUUGGAGCGGUGCACCAAAAACGGAAAAAAAAUGAUAGCUGUAUUGUUGUUGACCUAUCACAGGUUAGUUUCAGGGUUACAGUCCCCCAGUUUCUUCAGGACACCUAAAGUCAAACUCUGUAUUAAAUGUUUAUUUCCCCACUUGUGCUGUAUUUGUAACAUGCAGGAUUAAUGCAUGACUUUGUUUUAAUAGUCUUAUUAGUCAUUUUCCUGUAACCAGGAAGGUACACCUAAUAAAAGAUGUUUAUUCUAUUAUUAUUAUUAUAACAUUAUUUUUAUUUAAUUAUUAUUUUUUUAACUCACCACUAAUUCAAUUAGGGUUCCUUUGCACUCCAGAUUAAAGUCACAGAUUACUUAUUACUGACACCUCUCCACCUUUCUCCUAUGAUUUGUAGCCCCCUUCAACCCAAAAGAUUCUGUUGAGUAAACCUUCUUGUGAUGAAAUGUUAAUUGAUGAUGUAACUCGUCAAGGUAUAAGGUUUUGCUAAACAGUUGGAGUGUUGGUCAAAGGUGUAGUUUGACCCACAUUUUAACUUCAUGGAGGCUUAGAACUGAAUGUAAUCUUUUCAAAUGUACCUUGAUGAUCAAAAUGAACCAUUUCCAAUGUGUUAUUAAGGUCUUCUGAUGGGGUACAUAAGACUCGAUAUGACUACUAGCAAGUCUCUGGUAGCAGCUCAUACACUUUUCUGGUUUCUAAAAUUAUUUUCCUUGGUGCAAUAUCAUCAUCCGGACAUUUUUGCUUUCAUGUUGUUUUCUACUUUCGACUAUGUAUGUAUGUAAAUAAAACAGCAGUUGCAAUAUCUGCACUUACAUUUUUCUUUUUCAAGAGGAGCUGCUACUAGGCCUUUGCCUUGACCACAUGCUGUGUUGUGGUGUAGAUUUGAGCUGUACUCUCUGAUUGCUGAAGCACGGUACUGUCAGCCAUGUGCUGACACACCCUUAAUGUACAGAGCACUGUUACAACAUCCUGUAUCCUCCCUUAAAAGAAACUGUUGUAUUUCCCUCCUUAUAUGUAAGUACUAAAGAAAAAAACAAUGCAUAAACUUGGUGUUGUGUUUUUUAUUUGACAGUAUACUUUGCGUUUUAAUGCUCUGUCCAAACAAUAGUUGCCUAAUGAGCCUACUGGGCUGUCUAGACAGCUGCUAAUUUAUCCAUUUUGUUCAUUUAAAUAUUCAUUUAUAAAGACUAUUGCUGUUUGUUAACAAUAAUCAA